UUGGUAGAAAAUUCAAAAUUCAAUAUAUCAGCCGGUUGAAGCGCUGGUAGCCACUCAAGGGCGGUAUAAGAAAGGGAGUGUUAUAAAACUACUACUUGCCCUCUAGAAUUCCCAAGUAAUCUCGGAAAAUGUCUUCUAGUACAUCUGAAGAGGAAAGCAUAGAAUUUCUAAGACCUUAUUUUACUAACCUAAAGCUCGUUGGGAUCGGUGGAAGUGGCGCGGUCUACUCAGCGAUUGAUGUUAAAACGGACAAACGAGUGGCUUUGAAAAGGGCGAAUCUACUGGACCAACUUAGUUGUAAAGGAGCAUUACGGCAGAUAUCUGUCUACAAAAGACUACAGCAUGAAAAUAUAGUUUCUUUAGAAAAAGUUGUUGGACCUGACGGACAAACGCUGGACAGCUCAACUAAUUUUAAGGAAUUUCAAUAUGUAUUCCUCGUCCAAGAACUCGUUGACGCGGACUUGCACAGAAUUCUUCAAAGCAAUAAAACUAUGUCUGAAGACUACAUUAAACUAUUUAUAUAUCAGCUACUUCGUGGGUUGAAAUAUGUACAUUCUGCUAACGUUAUUCACAGGGACAUCAAGCCUAGUAAUAUUCUAGUGGACACAGAAACGCUUCUUUUGAAAAUCGGGGACUUUGGACUGACACGAGUUGUAGACCCAGACUACGAACACAAAGGUUUUUUAACUCAUUGUCCUUCUACUCUAUGGUACAGAGCUCCUGAGUUAAUUCUUGAGCCUGAUUCUUAUUCUAAUGCCAUGGACAUUUGGGGAGUUGGUUGCGUUUUUGCCGAGCUCUUACUGGGCAAACCCCUCUUCGAAGGAAGACACGAAAUUGAACAAGUUCAAAUGAUUCUCGAUACUGUGGGGACAGACGACAAAGAAUUCUUUAAAAUCAAUUCUGAUGCUCCUGAAGAGCUACUCAAGUCCAUUACUGAAGGACCAAAUUCAUCUCUAGCGAGUAAACUUCCAGAUUUGGACGCCAAAGCUCUUGAUCUACUAGAAAAAAUGCUCAAGUUUUCCCCCAAGAAUCGUAUAACAGCAGAGGAAGCUCUAGCACAUCCUUAUCUACAAUCUUACUCCCUGCCUUCUGAUGAACCAAUAUCUCUACAGCCUUUGAACAUUGAGGAUGAAGUUGACGACUUUCCUGAAGACAUUCUUAAGGAUAUGUUAUAUUCUGAAUGUGUUUCUUGGCAAAACUCUGACGAGCCAAAGCUAAAGGAUAGUAUAUCAGAAACUGAAGACAGCAGUGAACAUGAUAUUUUGUCCUUGAAAGAUAUCAUGAACGACAAUGAAGAACCUGUCAUAGUUGAUCACAUCAUUAGUGGGAGUGCUUGUGAGAUGAACAUUAGUUCCUUCAAACUUCAUCCUGAGUUGAGUGAAUCAUUUGGAGUUCAGAAUACCAAAGAGGCAAGAGAUACUCUGGCUGCAGCGAUGAAGGUGUCCAUGACACUUGAUGAAGAUACAAGUAACAGAGCUGACACAGAUGAAGCAAAAAACUUCAAAUCCCAGCAGAAAGCUGGGAUUACACAAGUCGUGGAAACUUUUCUUGGUAGAGAAUAUCAAAUGAAUUUAGGAUUUUCAUGUAAAAAGACAAAUGCAAUCACUGGCCCAUUUGGCCUGUGUUACUUAUGACAAAACAAAAUAUAAGAAUUGAGAAUUUCAUAUAAUAUCCAAAUCCAGACAUUGGGAUUUAGAUGGAACUUAUCUGCCAUUGACUUUUUAAACAGAUCUUUUUUAUCAUAUAUAUUUAUUUGUUACAAGCAUCCUAGGUUUAUUCAAGUGAAAAAAAAAUUUAUUUUAAAGAAUUAUAAUUUUUUUAAUAGGUCGUUUAAAACAUUAUUCUUUUCUCACAAACUCCAUGGGAAAAAUUAUAUAUAUAUAUGUACUAUAAUAGACAACAAUAUAAAAUAUUAAAGAUGUUAACUGUAUUUCUUCAGCUUCAGCAAAUUUUGAAUCCCACGUGGAUCUUGGAAUUGCUUCYGAGAAAAAUGUGCUUUUGAAAUACAGUUCACGUCUUUAAAUGACUUUCCAAGCAAAAAAUGUAUUCACAAGUAAACAUAUGGAAAAAUGUUUUCUGCUCUAUUGAAAAGCUGUUAUUAAUAUUAUUCUUAAUCUUGUUAUUAUGCUACAAUCAAAAUG
Molecule: messenger RNA, 2141 nt
Organism: Actinia tenebrosa (Australian red waratah sea anemone)
Lineage: Eukaryota; Metazoa; Cnidaria; Anthozoa; Actiniaria; Actiniidae
Product: mitogen-activated protein kinase 4
Biological process (GO): protein phosphorylation
Molecular function (GO): MAP kinase activity; ATP binding
Source: RefSeq, a predicted model, not a curated record